Molecule: messenger RNA, 3349 nt
Organism: Colias croceus (clouded yellow)
Lineage: Eukaryota; Metazoa; Arthropoda; Insecta; Lepidoptera; Pieridae
Gene: ath
Product: ATP-dependent RNA helicase DHX33
Exons: 12
Coding region: 154-2262 (702 amino acids)
Biological process (GO): positive regulation of transcription by RNA polymerase I
Cellular component (GO): nucleolus; intracellular anatomical structure
Molecular function (GO): ATP binding; RNA binding
Source: RefSeq, a predicted model, not a curated record
ACCGUGCUUUGCUUUGUAUUUCAAAAAAUAACCUACAAAAUUGCACUAUUUGAAAGAUUAUAUUGACUAUAAAUAAAAAUUAUUAAAUGUAAUAUUAUUUAUUUUAUGUUACAGUAAUCUAAGCCGGUAAAUAUAAUUGAAUUUAAGUUUAUAAUGGAUUCUAAAUACACAUCAUUUGGAAAGGACAAAGAUCAGAUUCAGAAGAGACAUUUCGAUAUUAAGGCAAAAAGGAUUAAGCUAAGUAUCGAUAAUAAGAAGCCGGUUGACCAAAAACUUGAAAAUAAAAUAAAUGGAUCCGUUCUUCCUACAAGUAAUAAUGUUAAUGUUAUCUCUGAAGAUUUUCAACAGUCCAGAAAAUUAUUGCCAGUUUACACUGUUCGAAAUAGACUUAUUGAAGAGAUAAAGAAGUACAGCACAAUGAUAUUGAUAGGUGAAACAGGGUGUGGAAAAACUACCCAAAUCCCCCAGUUAAUUCAUGAGCAUAGGCUCGAAGGCACCAGUAGAAUAGCUGUUACACAACCUAGGAGAGUUGCAGCUAUCACACUAGCGCUCCGAGUGGCAGCUGAGAUGAAAACAGAAAUAGGAUCCAUUGUGGGAUAUUCUGUUAGAUUUGAAGAUGUGACAAGUCCACAAACAAAAAUUAAAUAUUUAACUGAUGGUAUGUUAUUGAGGGAGGCUAUUAUUGACCCACUGUUAUUGAAAUAUUCUAUUAUAAUUUUGGAUGAGGCUCAUGAAAGGACUGUGAAUACAGAUGUCUUAUUUGGGAUAGUGAAAUUGGCACAAAAAGAAAGAAAGUUCAAACCGAAUAAGUUAAAGGUAAUUAUUAUGUCUGCUACAAUGGAUGUUGAUACAUUUAGAAAUUAUUAUGACAAUUGUGCAGUAAUAUACCUAGAAGGACGCACAUUUCCGGUAACAAUAUAUCAUUCGCUAAUAAAGCAGGAUGACUAUCAAUAUUCUGUGGUUUGUGCUAUAUUCCAGCUACAUGUUACUACACCGGCCAAUCAUGAUUUUUUAGUAUUCCUCACUGGCCAAGAGGAAAUUGAAACUGUAAUGGCAAACAUCAGGCAAAUAGCAAAGGAAUCACAAGGGCCACCUAUAAGGGUUUGUCCAUUAUAUGCUGGUCUUCCAGCUACAAAACAAUUGCAAGUGUGGCAACCUGUGCCUGCUGGAAUGAGGAAAAUUGUCUUAGCAACAAAUAUAGCUGAAGCAUCUGUAACGAUUCCACAAAUCAAAUGUGUUAUAGACACUGGAGUUGUCAAAGAAAGGACGUGGUGUACGACAACGGGCGCAGAGCGGCUCCGCGUGGUACCGUGCUCGCAGGCGGCGUGCUGGCAGCGCGCGGGGCGGGCGGGCCGUACCGCGCCCGGCGCCGCCUACCGCCUCUACACGGCUAGCGAGUUCGCUGCGCGCCCGUUGCACAAUACGCCGGAGAUAUUGAGGUGUCCACUGGCAGCAACUUUGUUAAUGUUAAUAGCUACGGGGAUGGAUCCCAGCACAUUUCCCUUGAUUGAUGCACCCUCAUCCGAUUCUGUUCAAGCAUCAAUAAUCCUAUUAAAAGAACUAGGUGCUAUAGAAAACGAAAGUAAUCCGAAAUUAACUACACUUGGGAAGAAAAUGACAGCAUUUCCGAUUGAUCCCAAGUAUUCUAGAAUAAUUUUAAAUGCUACAGAAUACAAUUGUUUAGAGGAAGCAUUAAGUCUCGUAGCGGUUAUGUCCAGUGAAAAUGUGUUUUACACGCCAUUACACAAACGGGAAGAAGCCAUAAAAGUCAAACAAAAAUUCGUGUCACCUCUCGGCGAUCAUAUCACUCUUCUUAACGUUUUUAAAGCGUUUUGUAAAGCACCUCUUAAAAAGCAAUGGUGUAAAGAGAAUUAUUUGAACCAUAAGAAUUUGUCUUACGCGUGCGACAUUAGACACCAGUUGCUAUCAAUUUGUCAAAGGUUGAAUAUGGAAGUGAUGAGUUGUGGAACAGCUCUGGAUCAGUUAUUAAAGUGCCUUCUCAGCGGUCUAUUCACGAACUGUGCGUGGGCACGUGGCGGGGCCACAGGCGGUGUGGGACGUUACGUCACAGCAUCGAACACAGCUGCGUCCAUACACCCCGCGUCCGUGUUACACUCUAUCCGACCACCACCACCCGCGUUACUGUAUUCGGAACUAUUGCAUACAAGACGAGCCUACUUAGUAACUGUGUCCGUUAUAGAUGCUAACUGGCUCCACCAGGUGGCGCCGGAGUAUGCAAGGCGGUGUCGCGCCAGUCGGUGACGAAGCGUUUGUACUAAUGCGUGUUUGGGUGGACGGGAAUGCUCGUCACUGAACUAUAGCUGUUUCAAAAGUGUCAUUCUUAUUUGAGGUACAGAAAACUCAAUUGAGACUAGGCUGCAUAUAUAAUAUAAAUCAAAGUUAAAGAUAACUCGUAGCUGUUUCCGCGAGAGAUGCUAACUGGCUCCUACAGGUGGCGCCGGAAUUUGCGAGACGAUACCGCGCCAGUCGGUGAUGAAAAGAUAAUUGUAAUACCCCAGUCACACUAUGCUACUCGUCCUGCUACUCGUCCUGCUCCUCGUCCUGCUCAUCGCGCUGCCGCUCGCCUCGAUAUUGCCGUCUGGCCACACACUGCUCUACUCGCGCGAUUAUUCGCGACGCUCUUCAUUUCGCACUCGUAUUGCUUGUCCUUUGACUCGCGCGCAAAAGCCGACAAAAUAGGGAGCAGUGAGCAGGACGAUGAGCACGACGAGUGGCAUGACGAGUAACGUGGCCACACUACAUCCCUGCCUACUUUCCUCGUCACUUCCCAUACCACUCGUCGAGUCGUGUGGCUGGGGUAUUACGUGGGUUAGUGUGGACAGGAAUGCUUGUUGUGACUGAAGGUACAGCCACGACAAAAAACCUGAUAACGCUCAACUCAGAAAGUUAUUCCAUCAACAGCUGCUGAUACACAAAAACAAGCCGUAUUUUUCAUGAAGAGGCCAUUAAGUUCGACUGUGAGUUCUGUCUGUACCUCCGCCGUUGUAGAUUCUUACAAUAAAAUAAUCCGCCUCGGAAGAGGAAUCAUCAGACCCUCGUGUUAUUGUUUUAUAGUUGCUUUAGACUAAUCGACUUGACUGUAUAGUCAAUAUUAAUAUUAGUCGUAGUUAAUAUAGUCAAUAGUUAUAAAUAAUAAUAGAGCUUGCCAUAGUUUAUUUUUUAUAUUAUGUUUGAGCAAAAAAAAAAACUUUAGCACUUUGUAUAUUGUACAGUAAGAUAUAAUAAACAUUUAAACGGUUAUUUUGCUACAUUUCAAAGUAGUAUUUAAUAUUAAUAUCAAUCAUAAACCUUACGGCCUUACGCAACUGGUCUCCUCAAUAACGAGACU